Messenger RNA from Penicillium taxi, 1500 nucleotides. RefSeq lists its product as uncharacterized. The record is from RefSeq and is a predicted model, not a curated record. The coding region runs from base 1 to 1500 and encodes 499 amino acids. The transcript is spliced from 3 exons. NCBI's taxonomy places the organism in Eukaryota, Fungi, Ascomycota, Eurotiomycetes, Eurotiales, Aspergillaceae. Gene Ontology annotation, cellular component: nucleus.
AUGGGCUCAAGUGUCCCCCCAUGGCGGUCAACAGCGUCAGCACCAAGUGCUACAACCGAAACAUACAAACACUCCGGCACCUCCGCUUACACCCAGGUACAAGCUCGACGUACCCUCUAUCAUAACAAGAAGCUCGAUGGACCUUCCCAGCACAACCAGCCAACAGAGGAGGAACGGCCCCGCUCUAAGUUCUCCCCUGCUGUUCGAGACUAUGUGCAACGUUGCUUUGCUCCUGAGAACCAAGUUCCCGGCGUAAGCGCCAUCGAGAUGCAGACUAAGCUGAAACAAAUCAUCACGAACGCCGCAGACAACCAGACAAUGGAUGUCACGGACUGGGAGCGGCUGCCACUGCCGCAGACCAUGAUCCAGAACGAACGCAACCAGAUCCUGUCGAAUCCCAACAUCUCAAACUGGCCGACCCACAGUCAGCCAGCAUCCCCCAGCAAUAAGCGAAAGUCUACUGAGGGACCUGAGAUGGAAAAUAACUCGGCACCCUGGAGAACAACUAACAACCGCUAUCGUUUUGAAGAACGAGUUACUCACGCGCCCACAGACAAAAAACCCCGCAUGACACUGGAUGUGUCUAGUAAGUCACAAACUAACCUGGAGAAGCGAAAGAAGCGUUUUGAAGAAGCCGGAGGCAGUAAUGAAAACUCUCGCACUGGCACUCCCGUUGUGGAACACCAGGGACCCGUCGUGGGCCGAUGCCAAACCCUCGAGAAGAACUAUUUCCGUCUGACCUCUGCCCCGAAUCCGGACACAGUCCGCCCCAUUGAAGUUCUUCAGAAGACUCUGGAACUGCUAAAGCAGAAGUGGAAGUACGAAAGCAACUAUGGAUACAUUUGCGACCAGUUCAAGUCUCUUCGUCAGGACUUGACUGUUCAGCAUAUCCGAAAUGAGUUCACAGUUUCCGUCUACGAGACUCAUGGACGCAUCGCCCUGGAGAAAGGAGAUCUUGGUGAGUAUAAUCAGUGCCAAACCCAACUACGACUGCUAUACGCACAAAACUUGGGCGGCCAUCCCACAGAGUUCAAGGCCUAUCGUAUCCUCUAUUUCCUUUACACGCGCAACUGGACGGACAUGAACGGUGCUCUGGCCGACGUAACUGCGGAAGACAAGAAAGACCCGGCUGUCAAGCAUGCUCUCGAUGUUCGCUCCGCUCUCUCUCUUGGUAACUACCAUCGCUUCUUUAUGCUCUAUCUGGACACACCGAACAUGGGCGCCUAUCUUAUGGAUAUGUUUGUCGUCCGUGAACGAUUGACUGCCAUUACUACAAUCUGUAGAGCUUACAAACCCGAUGUGAACCUGCGAUUUAUCACUGAAGAGCUUGGUUUUGAGUCCGAUGAGCAAACCGCACGUUUUGUCCUAGAUCACUCCUCCGAUGCGCUCCUUGAGGAGAAGAACGGCACUGUGAGGCUGUUGACUGGCAAGGCGGGCCAGCUGUUUGAGCAGGCCAAAGCUGAAGCUCACCGCAUGGUUGAUAUUAAGGGCCAGAUCUAG